AUGGCCGUUCCUAGCCUUGUUCCCUUCGUCGAACAUCCGCGCGUGUGUGAUGGAGCGGUCGCCAUUGAGCUGCUGGCCUGUGUGAUUCGCUUUCUGCAGGCCAUCCCGAUCAGCAAGGGCCGCUAUGGCUUGGACCUGCAGCCCCUCACGCAUGUGGUGAUCCACCAGGUGCUGCUGAAGGCCCUUGCCGAGCCAUCUGCGUUCCGAAGCAGCUCUCGGUACUGGAGGCUGGCAGCAUUGACCUUGCGCUGGCUUCGUCUUGUGCUGCGCGGACCUUUGCCGAUGAGCACUUCCUCCAGUCUCAAUGCUUUGAUUGUGAGGCCGUACAGUGACAGCGACAGCACCGCGGCCGAAGUCUCCAUGCGUUGCGCUGCGGGCAACGCCACAGCCUAUGCGUUCAGGUGCUUGCUGAGCUUGGACUCGCCUGUCUUCGCUCGAGUGUUGUAUCUCACUACGCUCCAGGGGCACGCAAUGGACGGGCUCGCAAAUGGAAGAAGAGCAGGUGCCUCUCAAGCAUACCUGGAGCAGUGUGCUCGACAUGGCCUGGAUGUUGUCCGCAUUCUGCUGCAGCGAGACGUGCUUUUCUCCCGCCUACACGCGCAAAACACCUCUGAGCGAGCUCUUUCCAGCAUGUGGUCUGGUGCGGCAUUCCUGCAGGACGGUCCGAUUCUGCCGACUCAUCGGCUCCUCCUGGCCGAGUUUGCAUUCACCUACCCACCUGGAGGCUCAGGCCGUAGCAGCUCCUUCUCCGCCUUCAACCCGUUUUGGUCACAGAGGCCUCAUUUCGAGCAGACGGAGUCGCCAGAUGCUUCGGCAGGAAGCAGGCGACACAAUCCCAGCUACCUGGCACUGCUUUCCGAGUUCGUGGGUGUUCGUUCACACAACGGGAUCGGACGCCUUGCGCUCUUCGUCUUCAUGCAAUGCUCCUACCGUGAGCCGCAGCGGGUUCUUCGGCUGCUGCAGCUGGAGCCCUGGCGGCUGGUGGCCCUCAGUGCUGCACUCUACGAUCGCAUCGUGGAGCCUGAUGAGGGCGAGGCAUGCAAGGAGGCUCUGGCCGCUGCGAAGUCACAAGGCAAGACCUGGGACAAAAGCACGGAAGCUUAUUUCAUGCACGAGGCCAUGGAGAUCGAUGCCUCUCCUGACUUUUGCCAUUUGGAUGUCACCUCUUUCGAAACUGCUCUGCCGCUGUGCCGCGCC
Messenger RNA from Symbiodinium necroappetens, 1197 nucleotides. NCBI's taxonomy places the organism in Eukaryota, Dinophyceae, Suessiales, Symbiodiniaceae. The record is from the annotation of a GenBank genome assembly.